AAUACACUGCAGCCGCAAACUGUCGCGUCGCAUUACAUACAGUGUUGCCAACUUUUGUAUUCGCAAAAAGCUAUUUUGGCGAAAUUCGCAUAUCUUCACCAUUAUGUGCAUUACAAUUUUGAUAUUGCUAAGCAAAGAGUUAAACUCAACCUAGACUGCGUGUCACCGCCGUACCAAUAUAGCUUACAAGAAUUUUUUGUGAAUCUGGAUAUUAAACAGCUAAAUCUAACCGGAAAAGGCUGAGUGGGCACCACUUUAGCCUGCGCCGCCGCCAAAGUCGUCACACAAAAUGAAUAAACCAAAAGGCACAGCGGUUUUUUGUUAAUUUUCUGAAGUUUCAAUUUGUCUCGUCAUUAUCAUCAUCCGCAUUGCCAUCGUAAUUUUUAGCAGGUUUGUCUUAUUACCACCCAUCAACCGCCAGCCCGCCCGCCCAGCUAGCUUUUGUGAGAAACCUUGUAUACAAGUUCGGUUACUGGAUCAUUUUAAUUGCGCACAGGAACUUUGUCGUUUGACAUUCUUCAUAUCCCUAACGAACACAAACACAUAAAUAUUUAGUUAUGUCAUCGACCGCGGGGAAACGUAAGGAAAUAUACAAAUACCUGGCGCCAUGGCCACUCUACUCCAUGAACUGGAGCGUCCGGCCAGACAAACGUUUCCGCCUUGCCUUGGGUAGCUUCAUCGAGGAGUACAACAACAAAGUGCAAAUCAUAAGCCUGGACGAGGAUACCAGCGAAUUUAGUGCUAAAAGCACCUUUGACCAUCCAUAUCCGACUACAAAAAUCAUGUGGAUACCAGACUCGAAGGGCAUCUAUCCCGAUCUGUUGGCCACCAGCGGUGAUUAUCUGCGUGUUUGGCGCGCCGGUGAACCGGAUACCCAUUUGGAGUGUGUUUUAAAUAACAACAAAAACAGUGAUUUCUGUGCGCCGCUCACAUCGUUCGACUGGAACGAGGUGGAUCCAAAUUUGGUCGGCACCUCAUCCAUCGACACCACAUGCACAAUAUGGGGCCUGGAAACUGGGCAGCCGCACGCUCGCGUCUAUGUGGCUGGGCAUGUUAAGACGCAGCUGAUAGCACACGACAAGGAGGUCUAUGACAUUGCAUUUUCACGUGCCGGCGGAGGACGGGACAUGUUUGCCUCUGUUGGUGCCGAUGGCUCAGUGCGCAUGUUUGAUUUGCGUCAUCUCGAGCACUCAACCAUUAUCUAUGAGGAUCCUGCGCAUACCGCCCUGUUGCGUUUAGCCUGGAACAAACAGGAUCCGAAUUACUUAGCCACAGUUGCCAUGGAUUCAUGUGAAGUUAUUAUUUUAGAUGUUCGUGUUCCUUGUACACCUGUUGCAAGACUGAGCAAUCACAGAGCGUGCGUCAACGGUAUUGCGUGGGCGCCGCAUAGUUCCUGUCACAUUUGCACUGCCGGUGAUGAUCACCAAGCACUGAUCUGGGAUAUACAACAAAUGCCACGCGCAAUCGAGGAUCCAAUUUUAGCCUAUACAGCUGCUGAAGGCGAAGUCAAUCAAAUACAAUGGGGUGCCACGCAACCCGAUUGGAUAGCCAUUUGCUAUAACAAAGCGUGCGAGAUCCUGCGGGUCUAAGAGUCAAUUUUUUCUUACCACCCAUGCCACGUGCCCCCUUUCCGACCCACACUGCUCUGCCUGUGUGACUGUGAUGUGAGGAAAUUGGUUGCUGUCACAAUCCUCAAUACGCACCCAACAACAGCAACAACAAAAACAACAGCAACAACAUCAUCAGCAAGAACAACAGAAGCAGCAGCAGCAGCAACAGCACACCAACACCACACAAGGACACUCAAAGACACACACACACACUUAUAUAUAUUACCAUAUAUAUAGAUAUACAUACACACAUGCGGAUACGAACGUAAUGUAGUUGUAGGUUUUGUAGGCGAAGCGGAAGAAACGCGUUUUAGUUUUAUAUCAUAUAUACAUAUAUAUAAAUAUAAAUAUAUAUUAUAUAUAUUUAUAUAUGGUUUUAUAUUCGGACGCCGAUUUGUAUCCCACAACCGCCUAGCUAUCAUUGGUGUUUGGUCGUCUGUGACUGUGGGUCAACGAACAUGUGUGGCGCAUAGGGCGAAGCAGCCGGGCAAUUCUAUUAGAUUUUAGUUCAUCCGUGCUCCCUGUGGCCGGGUCAGGCACAGUUAGCACCUUAGCUUAGUUGGUACAUAACGUUAUGAUAUAUAAGUCUCAAGGUAUAACCAAAAUAUGUAUUGCUAUUUGUAAUUUAUUUGACUCGUUUCGCAACGUUACGCUGAAAGGACGGACGCUUGAUUCGGACGCUUAGUUAUAUAUUUAUUGAAUUAUCUGCUUUUAAUAACCAUUGUGUGUGUUUUCUGUUUUGAAAUAACCAAAUCAAUUACGCAAAAGAAGAAGAAGAAACAACAUAAGGAACAGAACAAAACAAACAAAAACAAAUGAUGAUCGAAGCAAAAACAAUGUCCUACCUCGUUUUCCAACAUGUGAAAUGUUGUUAAAAUUUUUGUGUCUAACCGCAGUAAGAACAACAAGAACAACAACAACACAACUACACGCUUACAAGAACAACAGACAACAAACAACAAAAACAAAAAGGAGAGAAAGAAAAACCAGAUGAAAAUGUAACCAAAAAGACGCAAAAACGCUUUUUUUCGAAAUAUCUUUUAUUGUUUGUUCACAUUUUUUUAUUAUACGUUUUCUAU
Molecule: messenger RNA, 2689 nt
Organism: Drosophila mojavensis
Lineage: Eukaryota; Metazoa; Arthropoda; Insecta; Diptera; Drosophilidae
Gene: wap
Product: DDB1- and CUL4-associated factor 7
Exons: 7
Coding region: 558-1589 (343 amino acids)
Cellular component (GO): nucleus
Molecular function (GO): protein binding
Source: RefSeq, a predicted model, not a curated record